CGCCGACCGCAAAGCAUACACGCACGCACGCAACGGAACCAUGACCUCUUGGGGCUACAGCACCAAGAACGGGCCGGAUACGUGGGUGAGUCGGUUCCCACUGGGCGGCGGCCAGCGCCAGUCGCCUAUCAACAUCGAGACUGCAACGACGCUGUCCGACCGCGCCAUCGACCAGCAGCCGCUGGUGAUCCGAUACGAGCCGGCCGCGCCGCAGCCGCUCACCAACACCGGCACCGGCUGGCGCGUCGACUUCGACUCGGGCAGCUCGACGAUCAGCGGCGGCCCGCUGCAGGGCGAGUACGAACUGGCGCAGUAUCACUGCCACUGGGGCCGGCAGAACGAGCGCGGCUCGGAGCACACCGUCGACGGCCGCCGCUACGCCGCCGAGCUGCACCUGGUGCACUUCAACAAACGCUACGGCAGCUUCGCCGCCGCCGCCGAUAAGGAGGACGGCCUGGCCGUCAUUGGCUUGUUGCUGGAGAUCGGCACCGAGAACCCCGAGCUGCGCAAAGUCACCGACAGCCUGUCGACGAUCCAGUUCGCCGGCAGCAGCGUACGAAUCGCCGCCACCGACCCGGACCUCUUCCUGCCAGACACGACGCGCUACUGGACGUACGAGGGCUCUCUCACCACACCGCCGCUGUACGAGAGCGUCACCUGGAUAGUCUUCAGCCAGCCCGUCACCAUCUCGCAGGACCAGCUGGACCAGUUCCGGCACCUGAAGAGGCGACCGUGCGACAGCGCGCCGGCCGACGACAGCGACGAUGACGACGGCGUCAUCGCCGACAACUUCCGGCCGCCACUGCAGAUCGGGUCGCGCACCGUGCGCAGCGCCGCUCUGUCGCUCCGGACCCGACACUGAGGCGGCCC
Pollicipes pollicipes is the source of this 870-nucleotide messenger RNA. RefSeq names its product carbonic anhydrase. Lineage: Eukaryota; Metazoa; Arthropoda; Thecostraca; Pollicipedomorpha; Pollicipedidae. The record is from RefSeq and is a predicted model, not a curated record. The coding region runs from base 41 to 862 and encodes 273 amino acids. The transcript has 2 exons. Gene Ontology annotation, cellular component: cytoplasm. Gene Ontology annotation, molecular function: zinc ion binding; carbonate dehydratase activity.